CCGAUGGCGAGUCUGAAAGCGUGAGCUGUGAAACCACUCAGCAAAGGUGAGAGGACAGUCAGAGAGGCCGGGAAAGCAUCGAAAUGCUUCGUGUAUUCAAUGUUUUCUGCAGAUCACUCACGUCACGCCUCGCUGAGACCUCAGGACAUUCACGAUGCAGCCCACUGGUGCAGCCCACUCCUCGUCCCGUCCGCCCAGCCCUGCCCUCUUCCAGCCCGCCGACCUCUUUGACCUGUCAUUGCCCAUCAGCAAGAUGGCCGCCAUGGCCAUGGCGACUGACGGUGCCAAACGAGCCGCUCUCCGCUCGCAGAUCGUCACCCGCACUCGGCAACAGGAGCUGCUGGGCCACACUGCGGAGACCGUCAACAGCACCCUGCUCAACGCCGUCCAGCAGCACAUCGACAAGGCCAUCAGUCGUCUCGGCCUGGCGGACGUGUUGUCCUUCGACAUUGGCGGUGAUUCGGAGGCCGGCUUGAAGGUGGUCUACGUGCUGGAGCGGGGCACUGGCGAGGAGUGGCGGGCGAUGGGGCGGUUCCUUCGGAUGGCAUUCAUCUACCGGCUGACCCCCAAUGCGACGCGUCCUCUUCGUCUGUCGGCCGCCAUAUUGCCCACAGCCUUUAACUUCCAUCAGCUGCCACUCACCGUGGCCAUCUACAAGAUUAUCGGACACCAGCUCAGAAACAGAGGGACCAGCCUGGUGCUGCAGCAAACCGGCAACGGACACUAUCGGAUUGGCAAUGAGUCGUUUCGUGUGGUGCCGUUGGGUGAGCUGCCUGGCGGCCACCGCUAUGCUGAGGGCUACAAGCGGACUGAUCCCGCCAUCCGCUGCAGCGUCAGGCUCUACCGCUCAUUCUCGACACGUCUGCUGUACACGCUGCGCGUCAGCUGGUCGAUUGGAGAGGGGGUGGUUGAUAGGAGGGUGCUCUUCGCACACAUCGGCCGUGACGACCCUCGCUAUCGCCGACUGGUGACCGAGGGCAUUACAGACGAUUUGGGCAUCGCUGUCGACUGGCGCAAUGAUGGGGACGAUCUGAAUGCUGCUGAUGCGACAGACGAUCGUCGCGUGAUUGUGAGCGGUUUCCGACUCAACGACACCAUCGCUGCCCAUCUGUGGGUGGGGAAUGGCUACAUCCACCUGUGGACGACUGAGGCACCUGCUGCCAAUCGGGCUCAUCCGCCCGCCGACCGCGAUCCCGUUUCGGUUGGUUCCGCCCGCUAUGUACUGCGGCGAUUCGGUCUCGAGAGUGACGUCAUCGACAGGGGAGGGUAAUAGGGUGAGGAGUGCCGGCUGGCUGAGAUUACUGUCGUUAUGUCGUUGUGAGCGGCUGGCGAGCUUCUGAGACCGCCGCUGUCUGCCUCAAGUCUGCCUGUGGGUCGCGUUCGGCGAUAUCCACCUGCUUACGACCGUGAAAGGUACUGCUCGUCGGGUUCUGUCGCUUGCCCACCGAUUCCGCAUUUCGGAGCCCUUGUGGUGCCGUCUGCUGCGGCGGUACGAUCUGGAGACCGACGUCCUUGAUAGGGGACGGUGGUUGAAUGAGUGUUGCUGGCCGGCGACGGGUGGUGUUGCUGUAUGCUGGACGGGCAGUGUGUUAGUAGUGGAGGGGGACAGGGGAACAGGC
Messenger RNA from Vitrella brassicaformis, 1619 nucleotides. NCBI's taxonomy places the organism in Eukaryota, Vitrellaceae. The record is from the annotation of a GenBank genome assembly.